GCACAGACAAGCACAUAGGGUUUAUCCACACCAUUAAAGCUGGGAAGUUGCCAACAAAACACAACAAAUUUAUCUUAAAAAGGCCAGACAUAUUACUUUCGGAAUCUGAUUGCACGUACACUUGUUUCUUAUUCCAAUUCCAGAAAAUACCAGGCGGCACUGGUUCAGCUCUACAGGGAGCAGCAAGUGGUUAUGUUUCAAAUUUACAGGGAGAGAGAGGCGGAAACCAGUCAAAUUUUCAGGGAGCGACAGGCGAAGAAAAGCCAGGCUUAAAAGAAACAGAAAUUGAGCUGCCCAUGCAGAAACUGGCAAUACGAAGCAACUCCAGCUUUACCAUGUCAGACGUUUUUCAAAAACUCGGCUAUGCUGAGAUAGAUGUGAUUACAGCGAGAACUGAAUUAGAGAGCAAAGGUAACAUGAAUCCGACAGCAGAAGAAAUAAUAAAUACAAUACUUGAUAUUCAGGAGAAGACACAGAAUACUGAUCGUAAUGUGUCUACACAACACAGCGAGGAAGAUUUACAGGCAAUACAAGAGGAGAAUGAACGACUGUCUAAAAUGGUACACUGUAUGUUAUGUGUAACAAAUGAAGCGGACAUUUUAUUCCUUCCGUGUACUCACCAUCGAGUAUGCAAAAACUGUGCUAAGAACGUUAUUUUCUGUCCUGUCUGUGACCAUUUCAUAAAAGAAAAAGUGAAAACCUACAGGGCGUGAAUGACCUGGCAUUACCGGUUAGAAACAAUUAAUGUUUAGAAGUUCAUUUCUGUGUGAGCAUUCGCGGACGAGUCACCUUGGUGGAGAGAUUGAAAAGUAAAGAUGCUCAAAAGCCAAGAAGUCGCCUUCAAGAAAUGUAGAAUAUCUGUCACAGAGCAAGCUAGGUCGUCAAGUGGUGAAAGAGGAACAAAAUCAUUGUCCAGCGGAAUAGCUGCACCCAGAUACAAAGCCAUUCAGUAAAGCACUCCACAUGACAAUAGUGGUACAUGCAACUCUUUACACUUGCACACCGACUUGACACGUGUUAACAUAAAUACAAAUGAACGCAAUAAUAAAAGCACAAACAGGCAGGCGCUUUGAAUUGUGUGAAAUCUGACAACAAUGUUUGCACAUAGUAACUGAGUAAAAUACCCAACUAAAACCAAACUUUGUACGAGAAAAACGUACAUGUUUUCAUUUAGCCCUAUAAUCACAAAAUGUUUUACUUUAUUUUCGUUGUUAUUUCUUUUAUUUCUAGUUAUAAUACUAAUAGUAAUAAUGAUAAUAGAUUCAUUUAACGAAGAUAACAUAUCGGGCUAUAGCCAGCUUUAUAUAUGAAUACUAAUACAAUAAUUUUAAGAAAAAACAUUUAUUGUGUGAUGUAAUACAUGAAUCAAAAUGUAGUUUUAUGAACAAACUAAUUAUUGAUGAAAUAAACAGUAUGUGAUGAAUGUUAUUUCUGGAGAACAGCAGAAACGCCAAUUAUAUAUAUGUAGCUACGAAAUAAAUGUUACUUGUAAUUCACUCAUCAAAUCACUACAAACUCUUAGUAAGAAAUGUACAGAAAACUUUCACUACAGUUAAAAAACAAUAUUAUUGUAAUUUUGUCUGCAUGGAAGUAAAUAUUAUAGACUAAAGAAAACAUACCAUUAAAUUAUAUAAAACUUGAAAAAGACAGUUAAUGACAAGACAUAAAGAUGAAACAAUGAAGAAGAAAACAAAAUCAAAAAACAGAAUUACCAUACGAAUUAUGCACAACUAAAUAUAGAUAAACAAUUUUUAUGGAAGUUACAAUAUCUGAGAAAUGAAUGAACAGUGUACACAGAUACAAUGAUAUUAUGCAUUAUAUUGUGGAUCGUGGUGGGCAGAAAGGAAAUGGAAUGUUCACAUCAGGAAAUAGCCAUAACAGCUACAUUUCCCCCUGAGGCUACCAUUUCACUAUUGCCUUGCACCAGUGCUUAAAGCCAUACAUAGUACGUACAGACGAGCUUCAUAUAGAGGUUCAUCCGCUGGUAAUUGUUGCCAUCCUAUAUUAAUUGAAAGAUACUACACAGCACCCAUUGAGGCUAUAAUUGAGCACCUAGACAAUUCGUGCGGAGUUAAAUAGCACGAUUAUUUCGCCAGGGAAGUGUAAACAUCCAAUUGACAACAGAAAAUAACCUGUCAAGACGGUUGAAACAUUCAACCAACAACAGGCACCCCCAAUCUAGUGUGUACUAGGAGACUAAGUGAUAUAUAUUGAGACAGUAUGUACAAUAGAUUUGGUUUAAGAGCUAGAGUUGAUAAACAUAUUACAAAAAGAGAUUGCUUACUGGUUUUGUUCUAGAAAUUUUGAGAUACUCAUUUAUGAUUUUAGUCUUCUGUUGUUACAAUAGGAAACUGUUGUGAUGAAUUUGUUAAUGUAUUGCGGUGUCAUAUAACAUGUAGUAAGUGUUACAACAUGUGUGAUAGGCAACCACAACAUGUGUGACAGCAACCCCAAGUCCCUGAAGAUAUCCGCUUAGGUCUUUAUGGGUUAUUAGCAGCUUGUUUUUUGAAGUCUAGCGUCCAAUUAGUUGUGGAUCGGGGACGUAAGGGGUGUUGCACUUUCCAUUACCUCUCAUGACAAGACCCGAUCAAAUCGGGUCUGCCAUAAUUAUUCUUCGUUACGUUUUAUGCUUCAAAAAGUUUUACAAAUAAAUACCGUUACUGCAUUAGCCUUUAUGUGCCGUAAUGCCGAGGUAUAAAAUCACCACGUACACCGACCUAGUGUUAUUAUUUCUAGCUUUUAAGGAUUAUGGAUUCGUAUUAUAUGUUUAAAUAGAGUUUCGCGUUAGUCUGUACUAAAGGGGCCAACAGG
This is a messenger RNA of Mercenaria mercenaria, 2811 nucleotides long. Its product is annotated as death-associated inhibitor of apoptosis 2-like. The record is from RefSeq and is a predicted model, not a curated record. Bases 297 to 713 code for a protein of 138 amino acids. NCBI's taxonomy places the organism in Eukaryota, Metazoa, Mollusca, Bivalvia, Venerida, Veneridae. The transcript has 5 exons.